UCGCCUCGCCCAACACAAGGGCAAGUGCGCGAUCCGCGGCCGGGCGCACGCACGCACCCCCGACGAAAUUAACCACAAGCUUGUCACGGGAGAGAUCGAUGCCCUAGCCGCAGUGAAAGCGAAAGGAAAAUCUAGCGGACGACGAGACCGUGAUUAGGAGGAAUUGGAACGUCUGCGGCCGGCUAAGCGGUAACCAUGGCGGAGCGGAGGAUCGGCGUGGCGAUGGACUUCUCGCCGAGCAGCAAGAAGGCGCUGCGGUGGGCGACCGACAACCUGGUCUGCAAGGGCGACACGCUCGUGCUCCUCCACAUCCGCCACCACCGCAAGGAUGAGGCGAAGAACACCCUCUGGUCCCGCACCGGAUCGCCGCUGAUCCCGCUCGAGGAGCUCAUGGAUCCGCCUGUGAGGCAGCGCUACGACAUGCCGGAGGACCCCGAGGUGUUCGACACGCUCAGCGCCGUGGCCCGGCAGAAAGAGCUGUGCGUGGUGAUCAAGAUGUACUGGGGUGACCCGAGGGAGAAGGUGUGCGACGCCGUGGAGGAGCUCCAUCUCGAGUCGCUCGUCAUGGGCAGCCGUGGCCUUGGAUCUGUCCAAAGGAUUCUGCUGGGAAGUGUGACGAAUUAUGUGCUGUCGAAUGCAUCAUGCCCUGUGACCGUCGUCAAGUCAAAGUAGUGGCUGGCCUUCCCAGCAAUAUGAAUCUGCAAUUAAGCUUGACAAACCCAAACAAUUUGCCCGAUACUAUUGCACCUUACUUUCAGCUGUUAGCACUCCACAAUUUGUUUGAUCUCUAGUUGUUGUAACUGGACAUGUUUUGUUUUUUCUUUGUGGCGAAACUGCUCAGCUUGUAUCAAUACAGGAGAAAGUCUCUGUGGACAGCAUCAUGGCUAAACCAUUUAACAGAGGAUGAUUCUGCUUGUGGUCUAAA
Messenger RNA from Sorghum bicolor (sorghum), 925 nucleotides. RefSeq names its product universal stress protein PHOS32. Bases 196 to 672 code for a protein of 158 amino acids. The transcript has 4 exons. The record is from RefSeq and is a predicted model, not a curated record. Lineage: Eukaryota; Viridiplantae; Streptophyta; Magnoliopsida; Poales; Poaceae.